UCAGGAAUAGUAUUCUUAAAAUAUUUCCUUUUGACCAAAAGUCAAGUCGGUGCAUAUAUAUUAACAUUUGACCCGAUUAAACUAUAUGCUAGUUAUUGUGCAUUGAGCGCAAUUUAACCUAAAAGUGGCUGUGGGGGUGGGGAUACGCGCGUCUCACUCGUGUAUUUGUCUCAUCGGCAAUCUAUCAACCUUAUAUUCUGUGACGGUUUCCUGCCAAAGCUGCAUUAUAACCACAAACAUUUAAGUCGUGACGGUAAAUGGUGUCUAUAUGUUGAAGGGAAUAGGAACUGAGUGAGUAAGUGGGUCAGCAGCUGACCGAGGGGCGGAUACGUUCAUUGUGAGCCUUUAACGCGCGCUUUUUUUUUUUACGCACAAGCAAGCGCACAGUACCUUUUAUGCGGUCUAAGCUACAUGCUAACUUAGCCGCGGGUCCACAGGACACGAAUUCGCUCUGCAGGUAAUCGAUCGGAACUGUCGUCCUUCGCGUCUAUAAGGUGAACAAUAUCGUCCUGCAACAUUUUGCCAAACAACUCUGCAAUGGGCAAAAAGUCUCGCGAAGACGACUCCUCAUCAUCGGAUGAAGAAGAGUAUGUUGUGGAGAAGGUGCUGGACAGGAGGGUGGUGAAAGGCAGAGUCGAGUUUUUUCUCAAGUGGAAGGGAUAUUCAGAGAAGCACAACACAUGGGAACCAGAGAAGAACCUGGACUGUCCAGAGCUUAUUUCUGAGUUUAUGAAGACCUACAAAAAAAGUGGGACCUCUACUCCAACUAGUGGGGGCAGCAAGCCAAGCACAGCCCCGGCUGGACGUACAAAGGACUCCGGUGGCUCUAAGAAGAGGGGCUCGGAUGACGACGAGGAGGGUGGAAGCAAACCUAAGAAGAAAAAGGAGGAGGAAAUUCUAGUGGCUCGUGGCUUUGAGAAAGGCCUUGAACCAGAAAAAAUUAUUGGUGCAACUGACUCGUGUGGUGAUUUGAUGUUCCUAAUGAAGUGGAAAGACUCUGAUGAGGCCGACCUUGUGCUUGCCAAGGACGCCAAUCACAAGUGCCCGCAGAUCGUCAUAGCCUUCUACGAGGAACGCCUCACCUGGCACGAAGACAGCGACAAGAAGGAGAAGGACGCUGUCAGCGCGUGAGUUGCUCACCUCCAAAAGGAAAGGGCAACUUCCCCGCUACAGGGACAACCUUGAGUCAGACAUUUUUUUUUCUCCCUCACCCAUCCCCUCCUCUGUACAUUGUCCAACAAAGACACUAAUACAGUGGACACAGAUCCUCAGCCAUGACCCACUGGUGCUCAAGGGCCCCCACUGCUGAGGAGGAUCCAUCACGUAUAGGAGAGGCUUUGGCAGAUAUGGGUGAUGAUAUCUUUUGGGAGUGUUUCUACUGUUCUGUCUUUGUAUUCUUGACCUUCUUUUUUCCAAAAUGUUUUAACUCACCCUGUUUUGUAAUCAUGCUUCUUAGAUAUUUUGCAUCCUCAAGCACAUUUGAGUCAUCAACUGCAGUCUUUUGUGGGAAAUGUAAAAAAAAAAACCCGGCCAGCUGGUCAACAGUUAUCUUGUUAAACACACACACAUCAUUCUACUGCAUCAUUUGCGUUUUAAUUCCCCUGUUUUAAAAUCUUAUCACUAGAAACAAAACACACUCAAGAGGUCAUAGGCCAAUUAUAUUAUGUAUAUGAAAGUAGUGACAAUAUCCUUGUUUGUUUGUGUUUUACAUUUUAGACACUGUGUUGUGUUUUUUAAUUUCUCGAUGCUAUUACAGUACAGUCCAAUUACAAUAAAUUGAGUUUUUGCUCGUA
Entelurus aequoreus (snake pipefish) is the source of this 1793-nucleotide messenger RNA. RefSeq names its product chromobox homolog 5 (HP1 alpha homolog, Drosophila) (gene cbx5). The record is from RefSeq and is a predicted model, not a curated record. The coding region runs from base 538 to 1131 and encodes 197 amino acids. Lineage: Eukaryota; Metazoa; Chordata; Actinopteri; Syngnathiformes; Syngnathidae. Gene Ontology annotation, cellular component: nucleus; pericentric heterochromatin. Gene Ontology annotation, molecular function: chromatin binding. Gene Ontology annotation, biological process: negative regulation of transcription by RNA polymerase II; chromatin organization. The transcript has 5 exons.